Prunus armeniaca (apricot) is the source of this 330-nucleotide messenger RNA. NCBI's taxonomy places the organism in Eukaryota, Viridiplantae, Streptophyta, Magnoliopsida, Rosales, Rosaceae. The record is from the annotation of a GenBank genome assembly.
AUGGAGAAGCUCAUCUUUUCACUUGUGAUUUUCGCAAGAAAACUAAGGCCUUACUAUCAAGCACACCGGAUAAUUGUCAUGAUAGAAUUUCCUUUGAGAUCGAUCCUUCACAGCCCCUACGCUUCUCAGCGACUCAUGAAAUGGGCUAUCGAACUCAGUCAAUACGACCAACUCUACCGGCCGAAGACUGCUACAAAAGCCCAAGUUUUAGCAGAUUUUGUUGUAGAGUUUACUCCGACAACCGAAGAAGAGAAAAUGGUCACGAAAAGCAAGGAAAAAGCAGACGACACCUCCCCUACUGAUUCGAACCUACCUAACGACAUGUGGUAG